Molecule: messenger RNA, 1916 nt
Organism: Fundulus heteroclitus (mummichog)
Lineage: Eukaryota; Metazoa; Chordata; Actinopteri; Cyprinodontiformes; Fundulidae
Gene: alkbh5
Product: alkB homolog 5, RNA demethylase
Exons: 4
Coding region: 46-1122 (358 amino acids)
Biological process (GO): mRNA processing; mRNA export from nucleus
Cellular component (GO): nucleus
Molecular function (GO): oxidative RNA demethylase activity
Source: RefSeq, a predicted model, not a curated record
GGCGGUCAUAUUUUUUUUUUUUUUUUUUUUUUUUUUUUGGUCGACAUGGCAGCUAGCGGAUACUCCGACCUGAGGGAGAAGCUAAAGUCCAUGACGCCGCACCGGGACGACUACGGGAACAAAUACCGGGCGAGUAACGGCCGCGAGAAGGCUCGCAAGCGGAAGUACCGAGAGUCGGACGACGACGAGUACGAGCACAGCGACGACAGCGCUGACCUCCGGGAGCAGGAGGCCCGCCGGGUGAGGAGCAGCGUCGCGCAGCUCAGCAUCUUCGCCCCGGAGGAGUGCGCCCGCAUCGAGGAGAAGAUCGACGAGGUGGUGGCCCAAGCGGAGGCCGGACUGUACCGGGAGCACACGGUGGACAGAGCGCCCCUCCGCAACAAGUACUUCUUCGGGGAGGGCUACACGUACGGAGCCCAGCUGGAGAGGCGCGGGCCGGGCCAGGAGCGGCUCUACCGCAAAGGAGAGGUGGACGAGAUCCCGGGCUGGGUCCACGAGCUGGUGAUCAAGCGGCUGGUGGCCAACGGCGUGAUCCCCGAGGGCUUCGUCAACAGCGCGGUCAUCAACGACUACCAGCCGGGGGGCUGCAUCGUGUCCCACGUGGACCCCCUGCACAUCUUCGCGCGGCCCAUCGUGUCCGUGUCGUUCUUCAGCGACAGCGCGCUCUGCUUCGGCUGCCGCUUCCAGUUCAAGCCGAUCCGGGUGUCUGAGCCGGUGUUUGUGCUGCCUGUGAGGAGAGGCAGCGUCACGGUGCUCAGCGGCUAUGCUGCCGACGACAUCACCCAUUGCAUCAGGCCUCAGGACAUCAAGGAGCGGCGCGCGGUGAUCAUCCUCAGAAAAACUAAACCCGACGCCCCUCGAGUGGACUCUGAGAGCCCUUUAAGUCCGUCUCCUGCCCUGAGACCUGCUCCUCUAAAAGCCAAGCGCUCUCAUCGAAAAGCAGAUCCGGAUGCUGCUCACAGGCCGAGGGUUCUGGAGAUGGACAAAGAGGAGAACAGACAUCCGUUGGUGUCCCGCCAUCGUCGCCACAGCGUCAGCUCAGAGAACUACCGGAGGCGGGACGAAGACCCCGACAAACACCAGGAGGGCUCGGGACGCAAAGUCAAAAUGAGACGUCACUGAGCGCCUCUUUGGCCCGCACGUUCACAUGCUAAAAUAUCCCCGCUCCUUUAUCUAUGUCAGUAUUGUAACUUUAUUUGAUCAAUCAUUAUUUUAAUUGUCCACUUUGUUCUGGCGAGAGAGGAAAGAAAGAAAGAAAGAAGAAGAAAAAAAACGCCGUUAGAUUUCAGUUUUAAUUUGAGUCUAGGAAUGCUUGAGUGUACAUUUGUUUUCUGGCAGACAAAAACUGGCUUUUCUGCUGCUUAUAAUAAACCUCAACUUACUCACUACAGUAAGAAACAGUUCAGUUAGUUUAAAUUAAACAUUACUUUGUUUAUGUGUGAAUAUAGGAUUGGAAUAGGCAUGCGUUUUUUUCUACCUUGAGAACUGAAAGGAAGAUGUAAGUAUGGACUUGUACAAAAGCAAAGCCAAGCUGUAAUCUAACUUCCUAAUGUACAGUACGUUAAUGUACAGUCUUUAUUUGGGGGGGGGGGGGGGCUUUAUGGAGACAGAUAAUUUGUUUUUGUGUGUCCUCUACAUCUACAUUUCAAAUCCAUUGCCUUCGGGCCAUGUCAGAUCUUCACUUUUUGUUCACGUUGAGCUCCACGUGGCAGUUUGAGUUACAGCGACCGGCACAAGUUGCACCCUGGCGUUCUGUUUUCAUUUGAGCCGUUUUCAUGGCGGCGUUGGAGGAGCUAAGAUGCUUUGUGGAGCACUGACACGCUUCACUCUCCUGUCUCAGUAUAAGGUUGCUGUAUACUUUAUGACAUGAACCAUGUCAUUCCUCUGACUUAAUAAAUCCACUUUUCCUCAUUUUA